Camellia sinensis is the source of this 1094-nucleotide messenger RNA. Lineage: Eukaryota; Viridiplantae; Streptophyta; Magnoliopsida; Ericales; Theaceae. The record is from RefSeq and is a predicted model, not a curated record.
ACCACCUCUCUCUCUCUCUCUCUCUCUCUCUCUCCUCAGAGCAUAUCAUCAGCUGGAAAGAACACCCACACCCACACCCACAACCACCUCUACAAAGUUAGAAAGUGACUAACCCAACUCUCAAUCCCCAUAUAUAUAUAUACACACACACACCCAUCCCUAAAGUGAUCCUCCAAUCUCUCUUCCCCAAAAGCAGAAUCCAAAACCCAUCAAAAAAAUGCCUUCAAAUCCAUUAAAAUCAUCAUCUCUUGUUCUUCAUAGAAUCAACACCACCAUUACAAACACUUGCCACAAACAAUCUCAUCAACGGCGUACCCCUCUAACGUGCGCCACUCCGGUGCCGGACUCCGUCGCGCGCUACCACACUCACGCCGUGGGUCCCAACCAGUGCUGCUCCGCCGCCGUCCACCACAUCGCCGCCCCCGUCUCCACCGUCUGGUCCGUCGUCCGCCGCUUCGACAACCCACAAGCGUACAAGCACUUCGUCAAGAGCUGCCACCUCAUCGACGGCGACGGCAACGUCGGCACCGUCCGGGAGGUCCACGUCAUCUCCGGCCUCCCCGCCGCCAACAGCACUGAGCGGCUCGAGAUUCUCGACGACGAGCGCCACGUCAUCAGCUUCAGCGUCGUCGGCGGCGAUCACCGCCUCGCGAAUUAUCAGUCGGUGACGACGCUCCACCCCGCCGCAGACGGCGCGGGAACGGUGGUUGUGGAGUCGUACGUCGUGGAUACGCCGCCGGGGAAUACGAAGGAAGAGACGUGCGUGUUUGUGGAGACGAUUGUUCGAUGCAAUCUUCAAUCGCUCGCUCAGAUCGCUGAGAGCUCGGUCGGACGAGCUUGACGAUGAGGUCUUUGUGAAAAUGUUUGUUUGAGAUUUGUCUGAAAAUCUGUAGUUUUUUGGGGGGUUCUCGAAGGUGUGUACAUAUGUGGGUGUUUUCGAAAACAUUUUUUUUUUGGGGAUUUCUGACGAAUGUGCCCUCCCUGGAGAUGUUUUGGUGUCGUUGCUAUCUCAGUUGUUAAUGUUUUCGUUGCUAAUGUUUUUGUUGUUAAUGUUUGUAGAACAAUAAUGACAUGCAUACACCAUUUUCUGAAUU